UUGGCGGCCAUAUUGAAUGUGUUGAUAAUAGUUAUGGAUUUUUGUUUUAUCUAAUUUAUACGAAAACUGAAGACGUACUUCAUUUUUAGUCUGAUUUGGGCCCUUUGUCCACAACUCUUAAUAGUUUUGUUUUAACCAAAACAUGGAUGAAGAUGAACGGCAGAGAAAACUAGAAGCUGGGAGAGCUAAGCUUGCUAGCUUCCGACAGAAGCGGGCAAAAAGCGACAGUGCGGGGGCGGCGAAAAAGACGCAGAAGAGGAAGGGCCAGAAUGUCGCACAGAAUAACCGCUCGACGCAAGACUGCCACGUAGCACCAGCCCUUUCAUCAGCCAAUGUCAUAAAGCUGAAUAACAAGCCCAGCUAUGAGGAGCUCCAAAAUCAAAGGAUUCAGCAGGACCAACAAGAGGAUCAACCCCCUGCUGCGGAGCAAAGCCCGUCCCCUGUGGAAGAGUUGCAAGAGGAGGAGCUGACUGCACUAACCGGCAAAGAGCAGCUCACACAGUUGCAACAGGCUGUGGAGAAGCGUGAUGAGAUCAUUGCCAAGCUCAGUGCCAACCUGCAGGAGGCCAAGGCCAGUAGAGACCUGGUACAGCUAGAGGCCCAUUCGCUGACUGGUCAGAUUCAGGCCAUGCAGAAACAGCUCCAGCAGACUACCAUGGGGUUCCUGCGCAUUAAAUCUCACUCAGGUGUUGAAGUUUUUAAUGCUCACCGACAGCAGAAUCUGCCAGGGCAGGACUCAACAGAUGUCAGUCAUAAGGAGCUGCUAUCAGUGGAAUCUUUAAGUGUAGAUUCCAUUUCACAGUCAUCGAUGGUGGAAAACUUCAGUACUGACGGUGAUACUGACACAGAUGAUGUUCUGCAAAAGCUGAAGCGUGAGCUCGAAGAGGAAAGGAAAAAUAGCCAGUACAUAUGUGCCAAACUAGCAGAUGCUAGAGAAUCACUUUCUUUACUGGAGGAUGAGAAGAGAAGUUGGGAAGUGGAGAGAGAAGAAAGAGAGGUCCAGCUAAAGUCCCUCCAGACUGAACUCGGACAACUCCAAACUCUGUGCCUUGAGGUGCAACAGUACAAAGAUGAGAAGGAGAAACUUAACAAAGAAGUGCUUGAGCUACGGAAAAGGCUACAGGAGGAGGUGCAGAAUGCAGAGAAAUUUGGGCAAGAAGUAUCCAACUCUGCCAGUCGACUGCAGAGGCUCCAGGAGGAAAAACUGAGGCAAGAAGAGGAGAUGAGGAUGCUUGGUGAGGAAGUGGAGACAGUCAAGCAGCUGUUGCAGGAAAGAGAAGAAGAACUUAAGUUAAGAGAGGAAGAGAUAACAGGACUUAAAGCUUCUAAAAAUAUGCAGAAUCAAGUAAAAGCUGAUCUUAAUCUGGAUGAAGAGAUCAUUUUAGAAGAGGCCAAUCUAGAAAAUUGGCCUGAUCAAGAGAGUACAACUGCAUCGAUGCCUGGAUACAUUCUGAUGGAGCGCUACUUGUCUUCGGUUCAUCCGGCACAUUCAGAGACCUCAGCCAUCAGUGAAAGCUUGGAACAAAGCAGCAUGCUGGAUAACUCUGAAAACUACAGUUUUGAGCUGAAUAGUGAAGUGCUAGGUGAUGGGCCUGUGUUAUCAAUUUCACACUGUCUCAACGAGGAGCACAACAUCGAUAUCCUACAGCACUCCCCUGACGCCCCUCUGGCCAGUGGUUCCAGUCCUCAGUCUCUGUCUCAGUGGCUUAAUAGCGUUGGAGAUGUGGAUGAGUUGGAGAAAAGUAGGGAUUCGGAGCAGCAGCGUGAGGAUGUAGACCUGGCGAAAGAACUGUUGAGUCAGCAGUUUAAGGAGCUCCAUGAGGAGCUGGCUUUCAAAGACAGGGACUUGAAUGUGUUACAGGAAGAAGUUGUCAAGAGUGCUGAAGAGCUGGAGGAGGCCAGAAACAGGUGGGCCCAAGUAACAGAAGAGCUCCGACAGGCUCUGUGGGAACUCGAAGAGGAAAAAGAGAAGAGGAGACUUAUUGAGGGGGAGAUGAACAUGAAAGCACACGAACAAGACAGCCUUAAGAACAAAUCCAAUGCCUUAUCCGAAGAAGGACAAACAGUGAAAGCAGUGUUUUUGUUGGGAAAGGAAGAUGAAACAUCACAGCUUUUCCUUGCUACAAAUUCAGGAGAUGAAGACAAACUUGUAGGGGAGCAAAAUGCAGAGGAGACUGUGCACCCACCUCCUCAGAAUCAUCAGGAGCUGGUGGCUUCCUCUCUACUGGAUAUAAAGCAGGGUGGAGAAUAUAAUAAAAUGACCCCAGAACUCACUGAUGAUAACCAGCUACAAGAACUAAAGGACCAUUGUGACCGAGUCAUGUCAGAACUUGAGGAGACUAAAGCGAGGCAUAAAAGUGCAGAAGAUCUGCUAACUCAGAAGUCUGUGGAGCUGAUUUCAACAAUAAAGGAGCUUGAAACAUCACAUGCAAAGGUCCUAGAUGUCCAAAUGGAAGUAGACAGACUUCUGGAUAAACUGGAGAAGAGUCAGAGCAGUCUCACCAGGGCCGAGGAAGAGAAGCAUAAUCUAGAGUUCCAGAUUCUCUGUCUGCAGCAAAACCUGGCAAACCUGGAAGAGUCACAGGCCCGGGUAAUAGAAGAGAGGGAAGAACAUAGAAAAAAGGAAGAAGAAAUGGAUGGACGGAUUAAAAAAAUGGAACAGGUACUUGAGGAGGAACUUGAACAGUUUGAAGAACUGCUAAAAGCCAAGGAUGUUGAGUUGACUGAAGAGAGGGAGAAAUGGGAAGAGGAGCGGCAGGAAAAGCAGAAAGAGCUCCUUGAUAUCAGGCAUCUUCUGGAGGCAGAGAAGAGGGAGAGGGAGGUGGAGGUGAAGGCUGUCAUGGAGAGGCAAGCCUUGGCUAUCGCAGAGGUUACAGACAGGCUCAGGGAUUCUCACCAGCAGGAGAUAAAAGAUCUUUUGGAGAAACAUCGACAGGAGAUUUCUGAGUUGAAAACUCAGCAGGAGAAGGAGCUGUUGGAUCAGAAAAAUAGUACAGAAGAACAGCAGACGAAACAGAUUCUCUUAAUCAAGCAGGUCACUGAACGAGAGCAUGAAAGAAUGAUGCUGGAGCUGACUGCCAAACACAGUGAGGAGAUUAAUCAAAUGAGGAGUAAGAUCUCCUCCGAGUUGAUUGAGAGCUUGGAGGUUGCCCACCAGGCUGAACUGCAGCAGAUACAAGAGCAGAACCAGAACUUGGAGAAGAGAGUAUGUGAAUUGCUCCAAAGCACUGAUGAGUUGAAGCAGCAGUGGGAGGCUCAAAUUUCUCAGGAGAGAGCUUCCAUGGAGGAAAUGCAGUCCAAAGAGAUACAGACUUUGCAAUCAAAGUGGGAGGAAGAAAACAAGAGCUCCUUGUCAAACCUUCAGUCAUCGCUAUCAGAAACUGAGAACAGUCUCGCUAGUACUCGAGCAGAAUUUGCCGACAACAAGAACACCCUCCUGCAGACCAACAAAGCUCUAAAUGAAGUUCAGGAAGCUUUGUCCCACACAGAGUUAGAGCUGCAGCAGUCAGAGGCAAGAUUGGAGGAAUUCCAGACUUUAAGUAAGGAGCAUGAGCAGAAAUUACAAGAGGAGCUGAAACAAGCCUGGGCUGAUAGAGAUGCUGCUGCCUGUGCACUGGAGGAGUUGGUUCAUAAUCAGAAGUCAGUGCUGCUGGAGAAAGAGCAGCAAGUGCACCGUCUGGAGGAAAAGAAAGAACAAUUGCAGCAAAAGGUUGUGAAUCUUCAAGAGGAAAAGGUCUUACUGAAGCAGAGCUCAAAAGAAGAAAUGAGUCAGCUACAGAUCCAGCUGGAGAGCAUGAGGACUAGUCGCCAAGAGUUGGGAGAGCUGAAGAAGCAGCUUCUAGCUCGAUCAUCUUGUAUUGAUGACAUUGAGCGACUAAAGAUGGAGUUUAAUGAACAAAAACAGGAAAUCAAACAGCAAAAUGAGGCUGAGUUAGAGAGUCUGCGGAGGUACUUUGAGCAACGGCUGCAGUCAACAGAGGAGAGCUACAGAGAAGAAAUCGCUCUGCUUCAGCUGAAGCUCGUGGAAAACGCCUUGGAAGAAACUGUGACUAAAACUACAGGUGACAGUUUCAUAUCAAUAGUGCAAGCUGAUGAAGAAAAGUCAGAUUCACUUUGUGAUACUGAGAAAUGCAAGGAUGUGCUUGGUACAUUGCGUCUUCAGUUGGAGGAAAAACACAGAGCAGAGCUGGAAGAUCUGCGAACAUCGCUGACACUUUCCUUUAAGGAAGAGCUGCAACAGGUGCGCUCACACCUCACAGACCAUUACUGUGAAGACUUACAGAAACUGAAGACUCAGCAUGCCCUGGAGGUAGAGCAACUCCGAGCCAGACUCUCUGAAAGCCACUUACAAGAGCUGACACGAGUCAGUUUGGAGGCAGAAAGGCAGGCUGAGCUGGAGGUUGAACAGAGGAUGUGGCAACAUGCAGAGGAGCUUCAGACAAAAAUGAUAAUCAUCCAAACACUGGAGAACACUCUGUCUUCUUUGAAUAAGCAGCACGAUGGUGAAUUGCAGAGGAAUACACAGCAGUCUCAGUGUGUUGAUCUGGAGAACACCCAGAAACAGGAAAAGGAUUGUCUACAGGAGGAAAUGCAAAGGUUGGUAGAAGAGCUUCGAGAGAAAUAUGAAGCACAAUUGAGUGUACUGAGGGCAGAUUUGGAGAGAGAGGCUGAGGAGAAGAUCAACUUUGAAAAACAACUUCAAGAAGAGAAGAUGAAAUUAAACUCUGUACACUCUGCACUCAACAACAAAGAUGACUCAAUAGUGAACCAGAAACUAAACCAGUUUGACAGUGAUGUGCAGAGUGCAAAGAGCUGCAACACAGCUGAGAUCAAGCACACUGUUCCCGAGCAACUGCAGCAAGAUCAACAGAAAUUGCAAGAAGAAAAAGCAGCGUUGGAAAAGUGUUUGACCCAGAAAUAUGAACAGUCAGUGGCAGCGCUACUGGACAAACAUCAAGCUGAACUGGAAUGUGAGAGAACUUUGCUGCAGAACAAACACUCUCAAGAGAUGGCAGCACUCUGUGACAAAUUAAAAGCUGAAUUAAAUUCAGUCAAUGCUCGUCACAGAGAUCAGCUGGCAGCUUUGGCAGUUGAGCUUGAACUGAAGCACAAGACUCAGCUUGUUGCCUUGGAAGUUUCCCUCAAUUCAAAACGAAAUACUGAACUCGCUAGUCUGGAGGCUGAUUUACAGGAGACCAGUCAGACUCGUCUUGAGGCGCUGGAGGCAGCGCUAUCUCAAAAACAUCAGCAAGAGAAGGAUGAACUGGAAAAGAGGAUGCUGGGUAAUAUGGACACUUUGGAGACCACAUACCUAAAUGAAGUGCAGACACUCCGUGAUGAAAUAGUUCAACUUAAAGAGAGGCAUCAGCAAGACCUGAAUCGCCAGGAGGCAGACCACGUGCAAAGAAUGGAGCAUCACAGCGCUGAGCAGUUGUCCAUCAGGGAGGAACUAAGGAAGCAGGCCGCUCAGGUGCAAGUGGAGAAAUUUAGUGCCUUGGCUGCAGAGCUCAAACAUGUUCACAACAUUGAGCUGGCUGCUCAAAAAGAGGCCUUAGAUGCUGAACAUUGCAAGGCUCUGGAGAUGCUUAAGAAUCAGGUUUUGGAACUAGAGCAACAACAUGGCACAGCUUUUCAGGAACUCUCACUUAACUAUGCUGCUGAGAAAGAGCUACUCAAAGAACAGCAUCAGUUGCAGUUGCAGGAGCUGAGGGCUGUCUCUGCACGAGAAUUGGAGGCUUGUCGCAGGGAGCUUGAAGAGGAGUCAUCAAGACAACGUCAACACUUCCUAGAAGAAGUGGAGCUACUCAGAGUCCAGUCAGAAGAAAAACUGCUGGACCGGAUUAAUCAGUUGAAGAGCGAGUGUGAAGAACAGAAGAUAGUGGCACUUGAAGAGUUGAGGCGUGGUUUCACAUCUGAGCAAGAGGAGACGGAACGCAGCUACACAGACAAAAUGAACCAGCUCACUGCUCAGAUGCAGCAGCUCGAUGCUCUGGUGGCCCAGUUACGAACAGAGAUAAGCUGUCUGCAGGGGGAGUUGAAGGGAAAGAGUGCAGAGAUGGAGACCAUGGAAACGCUCCUCCAAAGAAGAGAACGAGAAAGUCAGGAAGGAGGCAACUUACUUAAAAUGCUUACUGAUGACAUGCAGACUAUUAAAGAGGAAAGACAUAAACUACACCAGGCCAAUGAAAAGUUCAGGAAGAUUCUACUUGACAUUGUUCGCAGCACCAUUACAACAGAAGAGCUCAUAGGACAAAGGAUUAGUACCAGAGCCAAAACAUCUAAGGAGGAAUCCAUUCAGAGGACACCUUCAGGGAACAAAAAUGCACAAGAAUCAGGUAUUUCAGUAGCAGACUUGUCAUCAGAUGACCUGGAGCUGACCCAAAUGCUCUGUGAGAGCCUCCUGGUUUCUGAUGCACAGAUCUCUCCUGGAGGAGAAGAAGCAGCACUGAAUGCCUGCAGCAGACUGCAAUAUGCAGUAGAGACCCUCCUGGAGCUUCUCAAUCAAGCCAACACACAGUUGGAAAAGACUCAUGAUAGCCACAUUUCUCUGGAGGAGAAGUUGUCUCAGGGCAAAGAAGACUCUGCCAAACUCAUUCAACAGCACAAGCUCUUAUUGGAACAGCUUGAUCAUGAAGCCAAGCUGAAAAGUCAGCUCCAGCUUGAACUCCACAAGGCAGAGGGGCUACUAGGGGGCUAUGUUGCUGAAAAAGCCGCCCUAGAGGAGUCUCUGCAACAGAAGGAGGCACAAGAGGAGAGACUAGCAGAAGAGCUGGAACAUCUCAAGAAAAAGCUGCAUCAGGUGGAGGGUGUAACUGCAGAGCUGGAUAAUCUCAAAGUAAAGCACCAAGAGCUCAGUGAGGAGCAUACAAUUCUCUUACAACAAAGGGAUCAUCUUGCUGCCGGUCUGAAUGACAGAGAGAAAACUCUGCUAGCAGAGACUGAGCAUUUGGAACGGGAUAAGCUUGACCUGCAGCGACAGGCAGAAAAGGACCGCAGCUCUCUGUCGCUGCACCUCAGAGCCUUAGAGAAAGAGCUAGAAGAUCAUGAAACCAAAGACAUGGAAACUGAGCUGCAUCACAAGAAGCACACAGAAGACCUCCACCAGCGUGUCCAAGCACUGGAGAAACAGCUGAAACACAACCGGCAGUUUAUAGAGGAACAAGCUGUGGAGCGUGAACAUGAGAGAGAUGAGUUCCAGCAGGAGAUUUGCAAGCUUGAGGCUCAACUGAGACAUCAAGCUGGUGGGGAUAAUAAAGGGCACAAGUUUGAGGACUUGGUUCUGCAGGUGGAAAGUCUUCAAGCUAUCAUUAAAGACAAGACAGAGGACCACGAAUCCUUGCUUGCAGCCAAUCAGGAAGCUCAGCGUGAUCUUGCAGAGCAGAAUGAAGAGAUAGACAAGCUAGCUGGACGAAUUAGAGACCUAGAGCAAGCAUUGCUCAGCAGUGCUGAGAGUAAAAGUUCUAUUCUUCAACUUGAGCAAGAGCUCCACAGAGUAAAGCUGAGGGAGCAGGAGUUCAUGCAAGAUAAACAGGCACUGGAGCAGCAGCAGCUGGCUAACAGACUUCAGAUCUCAGCCCUGCAGUCCAAACUUGAUGAGACUAGACACUGUUACCAUGACAACACCCAUGACCCAACCCAGGAGCUUAGGGAUGCUCUGAAUUCUGCCCAGCAGAACCUGCAGAGCAAAGAGCAAGAGAUUGAAGUCUUGCUUGGCCAACUGGAUCAUGUGCAGAAGGACUUGAACAUCAAAGAGGUUGAACUGAAGCACUUGACAUUACAGUUGGAGCUAUUAACCAAUCAGAAUGCAGCUCAUGUUAAUGAGCUCCAAGAAGAGAUAGCUGCUCUUAAGGAAACUGUAUCCACCUUCACCCUUCUAAAGGAGGAGAGAGAGGGAAGAAGAGAGGUUGUGGAGACAGAGGAAGAGACUCUUCCUUCAGCAUUACUCCAGGAGAAAAACCAGGAGAUUGAUCACCUCAACAGUGAGAUCCACAAGUUGGAACAAGAGCUACAGAAUUCCAGGGAUAACAAGGCUUUAGAGGCUGAGCUUGAGGAUCUGCACUCUCAGGUGGAGCAUCUAAAAUCUGAAAUUGUGCGAGUGCGCCAGGACAAGCAGGAAGAAGAGGAACGUCUUCAUGAGGUCAUCAGCACACUGCAGGCAGAACUUGCCACCUUAGGCCCCAACCUGCAUGAAGUUAGUGACUCUCAGGAUGGUGACAGCAUCAAUCUCUCACCUUCUCCCAGCCCCGAACCUCAAACCUACACUGUACAACAACAAACACAAAAGGAAGGGCCAAACAACCUGAAACAAGAACUCAGUCUUUCUCAUUCAGCCUCAUCUCGUUCCCUUCAUUCCCAUGUGAAGGCCCUACAGAGCCAACUGGACACGGUAGUGGCAGAGAAAGAGGCUCUGGAGCAGUUGCUGCUCACGCAGGAGGAAGAGUACAGAGGACAUGGGGAGGAGUUGUGUAAGGAGCUGAAAACUGAAAGAGAAAAGGCUGAAGAACUUCAAGAUCUCCUCACACUUAAAGAAGCUGAGCUGAAGGAGGUCAAAGCCAAGAUGGUAGAAGAGACAGAGAAGCGAAAACUCUCAGACGAGGAAAAGGACAGUUGGAAAGCUAAAGCCCAAGAGUCAUGUGUCCUGCAGGAGGAGAAAGCUCACCUCAGUAAUUUGGUUAUGGAACUAGAAAAGAAAGAACUAGAGAGUGGCAGAGAGAUUGAUGCUCUAAAAACAAGUGAAGAGUUAAUGAAAAAGGAAAUGAAAAUCCUGAAUGAAGCUAGUCUUAAUCUGGAGAGACAAAUCCAGGAGGUCAUGGCUGAAGUAGUGGAAAAGAAGCAGUUAAUAGCUGAGGAAAAGGCAAAGGUUGACACCCUGGAGACUGUGAAGGAAAAGCUUUCUGCUGAAUGUGAGGCACUGAGGAGGAAUGAGGCAGAGCUCCAGGAGGAAAUGGAAAGACUCAGGAAAGAAGUGACUUCUAUGGCAGCCCAAAUCCAGGAUUUAACAGUUCAGUUGAAUGAAAAGGGAGCCAGUCAGGAAGAGGCUCAAAAGGAGGUACUGAGUAAUAAUGAUGCCCUGAGACAGAAGGAAGCAGAGCUCGUCAAGCUGGAGGCAGAGCUGCAGGCUCUGAAGGCGGAGCUGUCUGUGGUUAAAGAGGCGCUUAGUACCAGCAAAGAAGCUGCUGAGAAGCUACUUGAGGAAAUACAGACUAAAGACCUUACUCUCACUGAUCUGGAGAAUGAUAACCAGCAACUAAAGACAGAGGUUCAAGGUCUGCAGGAAGACCUGGCUGUGCAGGAGGAAGAACUGGUCUACCAUCAAAGAGAACUCCAGCAACUCAGAAUAAGCUACCACCAGCAAGAAACACUUCCUCAACAACAGAGAUACUCACAGAAGGAUAUUUCCCUUGGAGCUUUUGAGGAUGGCGUGAGUGUCUCUCAUGAGGAAGCCUCCCUGAGUUCUCCAGAGGUUCUAAGGAGACUUGAAUGUUCUGAAGACAAAAUUCACCCAUUCCACACAUCUGUUCUUGGAUCUCGCCUGUCUGACCUCAGUGCUUUGAACAGUCCUGGUUAUGAUCUCCCCACUAUUAAGACAUCUCCCAGGGUAGUGAUGGAACCACAACACUCAAGGACUGUCACCCCUGAUCCAGCUACACGUACUACCCACUCCCCAGGCUCUGUGUCAGGCUCUGAUAACAUGUACAUGCUGGACUCAUUAGACACUGACAAAGUACAUGAAUCGGACGCUCUUGAUGGAACAGCCCCUUCAUCUCCACUGGGUUCCAGUUCUUCCUUGUCAGCUCCAGAAUGGGCCAGCGAUGGAUAUGGCAGUAAUGUGAGUUCAGAGUUGGGUGCGAGGUUGAGAUUGGAGCUGGAACAGACAGAAAGGUUGGACGCUCAGUUUGUUGAGUAUCUGCGCUGCAGAGGCAUGAACCCCACAGCCAACACAGAUAGCGCCGCAGGGAGUAUGAGUCACAGCGAAGAUCUCUUGUCACCUGAGAUACAGGGUCUGUUGAAGCGAGUCUAUCAGGAAAGCUGCAGAAUUCUCACUUUGUCCCAGCGCCGUGCCACUUCUUCAACCCAGCCUUGUAUCUCAAAUGUGAAUGCUGUCUUAAUGAGUCAGACCCAGAAUCAUUCUGGUGAUGGGUCCACCCUCAUGAACCAUCAUAACAAAUCAUUUUCACAUCCCCCAAUGACCUGGCAGCAGGAGAAGAGGGCACUGCAGGAGACGGUGGUUGCUCUCCGAGAGCUGCUCUGUCGAAUGGCACAGCGAACCACACAAACUGACAGUAGAAGUGAAGGGGUCUGGGACAGACACCAGCCUCCGAUCGACAGACAGAUUGAAACUCAACUUAGAGCAGAACUGGAGGAGAACCAGAAAGAAUUGAAAUGUGCUCACGAUAUUCAGCAAGAGCAAAAGAACAAAAUACAGUCGCUCAGGCUGGCUAUAGAAGAUGCUGAGGAGUCUUUGAGAAAGAAGCAGACCAGAGUCCAGGAACUUCAGCAACAGUUGGAGCAAGAAAGAAAUUUGAUUCUCUCAAAGGAACAAGAAGAACUGGAAAAGAGAGAAGCUAUACAGGUGUCUCUGGAACAGCAGAGGUCAGAAGUCGUGGCUCUUCAGGGUCAGCUGGAGCAGGAAAGAGUGGCCUGCAGCAACCUGAGGCGUGAAAUUCAAAUUGAACAAUCACGUAGUAUGCUUGUUGAGAAACACUUAGCUGACACCGAAAAGGAGCUACAAGAUGAACGGCAACGUUCAACCCAACAAAAGACUCUGAGUAUACAAGAGAAGAGUCAUCUUGAGCAUCUCCUGAGUGAAGCUGAAUCUCGGUUUGCAGAAAUUCAGGCCAAGCUUGGUGACGCUCACAGAAGACUGGAUGAAGAGAGAGACCGUUUCUCCAGGCAGCUGGAUGAGGUCAGAUGCAGGCAUGAAGCUGAUGCUGCCAGGGACAGUAAGGUCACUUCUGACUUGAGAGCUCAGCUAGAACAGGAGCGAAGGCAGGGGCAGGAGCUAGCUGCUGUGGCAGAUAAAUUGAGGGCUGACCUACUGCAAAGUAGAAGGAGAUUGGAAGAGGAGGAAAAAAUGAGAAGAGAAGAGCUGCACAGGGAGCAGGAGGUCGCAAUCCAACUUCGUGUAGCUAUGGAGGCCUUGAAGGAGCAAAAGGAGAAAACCAGCCAUGCUUUAGAGCGAGAGCGUUCUAAGGGCAAGGAACUUUUGGACCUACAGGAGACAGUGCAUCUGCUGAAGGAGAAAGAAAGAGAGAGGGAGGAGCAAUGUUGGAGAGACAACAGGAAAAAGAGGAAGGAACAGCAGGAGAGAACCAAUAGCAACCUGUGUGAGCUGGAGUUGUUGAGGCAGCAGGACCAGCAGCAUAUGAAGGAGCUGCAGCACACCCUGAUGGAGCUUGAAAGAGAGGAAAGAGAGAUGGCUGCUCAGAGGCUGUGUGAAGUGACAACGGUGCAGCCACACAAGGCUUCCCAACAUCACGAAAGUAACUCUCAGACCAAUGAUGGCCAGGACAGCAGCAACCAAAACAGCCAACAGAUACCGCCUUCCUCACCCAAUCUCCUGGAGAAAAUGUUGAAGGAGAACUCUGAGUUGGCCGUUCAGGUCACAACACUGAAUAAGGAGAUAACAACCCUCAAACACACACUCACCUGCCUGGAACGACAGUUACACCGGGCUGAAAAUGAACUUGCCAAGGUCACGACGGAGACUGAAAACAGACCCAUCAAUGACAUGACCAGCCAUGGAAAGAUGCAGCGUAUGUAUGGACGAUAUUUGCGUGCUGAAAGCUACAGAAAGGCACUGGUUUACCAGAAGCGCUACCUUCUGCUGCUGUUAGGAGGAUUCCAAGACUGUGAACAAGCCACAUUAUGUCUCCUCGCUCAGAUCGGAGCACGACCCUCACCCCAACUCUCCUCCAAGCUCAGACCCCUCAGACGAUUUCGAGCUACUGUGCGAGUCAUCAUUGCAGUGUCACGAAUGAAAUUCCUGACCAGGAAAUGGCAAACGGCAGUUAAGAGGCUUUCUCCAUCUGGGAAUGUUCAUGCACAAGCUCAAGAGUCUAAAGUGGAUGUUUUGAGAGAACAGCAAUCCAAUUCUAGUUCAUGGCCAAAUAGAGACACUGGUGCCGUCCACAGAGAAACCGUGUCACUCCGGUCAGCCAUCAAAUCACCUCUCAGAUUACACAACAGGUCAUACCCCAUCUCUACCCUGACUUCUGGCCAUAAUGGCGGGACUGCUCAGGAUCCAGAGCAAUCCCUGAUGGAAUACAUCCGACACCUAGAACAUGUGCAGCAGCGGUUGGUAGGAGGGAGGCAAGGUUCAUCUGUUCUCCAUUCUGACCCAAAGACAUCCAACCACUGAACAAAGAUGUUUCCUCCGUGGAUAAUAUUGCUACAGCUCUGUCCAUGCCUUGCAUCCCUGCUGUUAUGGGGAUUAAAAAAAAAAACUUAUUUUUUAAAGAUUUUUGCUUGUAUCUCAUUACAGUCAUUGUAUGUAAGAGGACAAACAUUUUGUUUUUAAACAGUAAUGUUCAGCCAAAA
Messenger RNA from Thalassophryne amazonica, 12540 nucleotides. It is a transcript of the gene pcnt, whose product is annotated as pericentrin. Bases 143 to 12361 code for a protein of 4072 amino acids. Gene Ontology annotation, biological process: signal transduction. Gene Ontology annotation, molecular function: DNA binding; molecular adaptor activity. Lineage: Eukaryota; Metazoa; Chordata; Actinopteri; Batrachoidiformes; Batrachoididae. The transcript is spliced from 60 exons. The record is from RefSeq and is a predicted model, not a curated record.